This is a messenger RNA of Argentina anserina (silverweed cinquefoil), 506 nucleotides long. RefSeq names its product early nodulin-93-like. Bases 95 to 388 code for a protein of 97 amino acids. NCBI's taxonomy places the organism in Eukaryota, Viridiplantae, Streptophyta, Magnoliopsida, Rosales, Rosaceae. The transcript is spliced from 4 exons. The record is from RefSeq and is a predicted model, not a curated record.
UUGCUAGCUUCUUAAACUUCCUCCCAGCUCUUCUUAGUUCUUACUUGUAUCAUUCCAUUUAUUCAUCGACUCAUCUACUACUAAUACUCUUACAAUGGCAAAAAAUGUAGCUCAGUCUCCCAUGACUUCAUUUGACCAGCAGCUGGCUAAGCGCUGUUCUCAGGAGGGUGUAAAAGCUGGAGUCAAGGCAGCUGUUGUUGCUACCAUUGCUACUGCAAUUCCAACUUUUGCUAGUGUGAGGAUGCUGCCUUGGGCAAGAGCCAAUCUGAAUCCCACAGCUCAGGCUCUCAUAAUCUCUACAGCUGCUGGAAUGGCAUACUUCAUAGUGGCUGACAAGACUAUUUUGGCAACCGCAAGGAAGAACUCCUUCCACCAAGUCUCUAACUAAGAAGCAAUACCAAUCACUAAUUUGAGUUUAAAUUGCUGUUGUGAUGCUGAUGUGAAUCCAUCCUGUUGAUUAUAAAUAAUAGAGAUGGAGUUUCAUUGUAGCACUAGAAAAUUUAUGU